Messenger RNA from Limulus polyphemus (Atlantic horseshoe crab), 374 nucleotides. RefSeq names its product putative sugar lactone lactonase YvrE. The transcript is spliced from 2 exons. Gene Ontology annotation, biological process: L-ascorbic acid biosynthetic process. Gene Ontology annotation, molecular function: gluconolactonase activity; calcium ion binding. The record is from RefSeq and is a predicted model, not a curated record. The annotation marks the transcript as partial. NCBI's taxonomy places the organism in Eukaryota, Metazoa, Arthropoda, Merostomata, Xiphosura, Limulidae.
AGCUGAUAUGGCUGUGUCUGUUGUAUCAACUAGGCGUUCCGUGUUAGGAGAAGGUCCGCACUGGGACGAGAGUAGCAAAACGUUGUUACAUGUAGACUUGUAUUCAGGAGACAUAUGUUGGCUAGACCCUCAGACUCUAGAUACUCAAACAAUUCAUCUUGAUCACGAAUUUGUGACAUUGGCCGUGCCGUAUGCUUCUAAUCCACGCCAUCUGGUGGUAACAACUGGAACUGAAGUACGCAAACUUCAAUGUGACACAGGGGAGACAGAAAGUCUGGUUGAAGUUGACAAAGAGGUUAAAAAACGUACACGUUUCAAUGAUGGAAAGUGUGACUCUACUGGAAGACUUUGGGCAGGUGAGGAGUUUACACUUU